Molecule: messenger RNA, 1059 nt
Organism: Trematosphaeria pertusa
Lineage: Eukaryota; Fungi; Ascomycota; Dothideomycetes; Pleosporales; Trematosphaeriaceae
Exons: 1
Coding region: 1-1059 (352 amino acids)
Source: RefSeq, a predicted model, not a curated record
AUGAAGAAAAGAAAGAGGUCCCAGGACAUAGCCGUUAUGGCCCCGCAGAAGAAACCAUCAAACGUCGUCACCGACACCGCUGCCAAGGAACCAUGUCGGCUGCUGCAAGCUCUCCAACAGUACGGCUUAUUGUCAGGCAUAACAUCUUACCUAUUCCCGAAGGAUCUUUUCGCUCUUGCAGCGACAUCGAAGGCCGCCCAUAGGAUGAUCUUUUCGAGCAAAGAUAGCCGUUCGACCCUCCUCAAAAAGAUGGCGUGUGACGGCAAGGGAGUCCGCCUCCGGAAUUCGCUACACAAGAAAUCCAAAUACUUCACUCAAUUCGACUGCACUAGUUACGUCCAAUGCGGCACCCACGAUCUCAACCGUGAAGUCGAAAGUCGGCCUUGUACAUCGUGCAAGCGCACUACUUGCGACGAGUGUCGGGUUCACUGCGUGUAUCAGAGCCACUACCAGCCUCCAGACGAGCCAGACGAACUGCCGAACUUCUCCGGUUUUGCCCUGCUGUCGUCACAAGAGAUGGGAAUUAUCAGCCCUCUUCACCUCGGUCGCAACGAUACUGCAUCUUGGGUAGACGCGUCCGCCACACGCUCGAAACCACACCACGAUCAAGGCUUUCUCGACCUUCCUCUCGAAGCAGGCGUGUACGCGGCGCCGGAGUCGGUCGCCGAGAUCCUCGACUUCAACUUGGGAAGCGGACCUUUGCAGUUUUCGCGGUCCUCCGACUCGCCUCAUCCGUCACCUGUACUUCAACCGUUUUGGGACGUCACCGAACAACGAAAGCGAUCGUUCUGCGGGAGAUGUUUCCUUCGAGAAUGCGAAUCUAUCAGCAACGGGUAUCCGAAGGAAUGUCAAUGCACUCUAAGAGCCCGCUUUCUGGAUCGCUGGCUCUGUUUGUGUUGUUAUCGACGCGAGAUAAGCGCGGACAAGAAAUUUUCCCGUGGCGCAAAGCUCCUGUCACCAGCCGCGUGCAGCUGUGGACGUUCUUUUCAGUCCGAAGCAGCGCGCAUUGUGUGCCUCUGGUGUCGCGGUGAGGCGGCGUCGUCCGCCGUCCCGCCAUAG